AUGCAGCACGCGGGCCCUUACCUUCAAGUUGAGGAUGACCUACUUCGUGGCGUGUCACUUCGGAGCACUUUGAAAGGGCUGGGCUGGAUGUGGCGAAAGAGCGCGCUGCGCGUCCCUGAAGGGACGUGGCAACGACAGUGGGAAUGCUUGCAUCGAGUUCAGACGUACAAUGUGUUCAUCUCCCACACGUGGAAGAGCUCUGGUUCGUUGAAGGUCCUGGCACUUAUGCUCAGAUGCGGCUGGCAGACCGCAUUGUCUUUCUGGCUUUUUUCACUCUUCGCCAUUGUAUUUGUGCAAGUAGUGUUUCCGGAUGUGCCCCAGCCUUUCAAACUGGACAAGCCCGUGAUAAGCUUCGAUGCAGAGUACCCGCUUGCGCCAUGGCUGCUGAUUGCUGGCCCCUUGGCGCUGCUCAUGGGUCUCUUCUGCACUCCGUAUUUUCCGAAAUGCUGCCGGCUUAGCAAGGAGGAGACAUGCUUCGUGGAUAUCGCGUGCAUUCAUCAAGCAGACGAAGCACUGAAGGAGCGUGGCAUAUACGGCAUUGGUGGCUUCCUGCGGCAUGCAGAAGAGCUACGAGUUCUGUGGACUCCUCCCUACCUUACACGGCUGUGGUGUGUUUUUGAGCUGGCAGCCUAUCGUGUGGCGAACCCAACUGGGAAAAUCUCCCUUGCACCGAUCUUCAUCGAGCAUUCGGUUUUCAUCCUCGCACCCGCGUUCUGGGCCGCCUCCUGGUGCUACAGCUUGUCGUUGGCAGCCGGACUUCCCAACUAUGGCUACCUCCUCGGCGAGGCCCUUCCUAUUGGCGUUGCCUUGCUUCCACUCCUGGGUUUUGUUCAUGGCCUCCGGCGAUUGUUUCGGGAGAAGCACAAGCUGUAUGAAGAUCUCAAACAGUUCAAGCUCGCAUCGGCCGAAUGCAGCGAGCCGUUUGACUACAUCUUCGUAACCUCGGCCAUCCACAGGUGGUACGGCAGCGCAGAAGAGUUUGAGCGCUUUGUUCAAGGACCACUGUUCAAUGAGAUCUCCGGCAAUUCUACGAAGACAGUGGAUGUGCCACUGGCAUACUGCUUGCUCCUUGUGACUGCUCCGGUCAGUGCCACAAUUGAUGAGACUAUCGGACUAUGGAGCGCUGGGGCACCGGUGGAUGUGGUUUUGUCUUCCUUACUUGGCCACGCCUAUUCCAUCGGUGUCUGUUGUUCACUGGUGAGCAUCAAGCUGCUGUACUACCUUUGUGAUCGGUUCGCUGUGGCAAGACGCCCUGGCUUGAUCGACUACUUGCAAACCGUCCUGAUCUACACCUCGUGGUCUGGAUUCUUCCUUCUUGGAAGCUACACAGGUGAGCUGUCCUACCGGCAUAGCCUGAAGGCCGCCGCCUGCCAUGCUAGUAUCACCACAGUGGUGGCUGUCUUCGUCUGCUCAUGGAAAUUUAUCUCAGACAGCCUCUCUGCAUGCCGACGGCUAUUGAAAGCCAACGACAAGUUCCCAAAACAGCCCAGCGCAUAG
Messenger RNA from Symbiodinium natans, 1497 nucleotides. The record is from the annotation of a GenBank genome assembly. NCBI's taxonomy places the organism in Eukaryota, Dinophyceae, Suessiales, Symbiodiniaceae.